AACGAGAAGCCCUUGCCACUCAAAGUGUGUCCCGAGGACCAGUGGCAUGGGCGUCGCCGUCAUCCCGGGGCUUCUUAGCAAUACAGCCUUUUGGGCCUCCUCUCAGACCUCAACAGUAAGAAACUGCAUUUUAACAAGAUGCCCAGGGGGUAAGUUUGAGAAGGGAGUGCGUACAGAACUGUGGGAAACGCAGUGCACUAAAUCCUACUGAACAGGGAGGGCUAGGCGGAGGGAGCCACUUCUUCGUCUGCCUGCACUGGGGACCUUUAGUAGUGAGCGGCAGCGACCCGAAGCCGGCGGCCCAAGGUGCCGGACUAGGUCCGGGUGGCCCCGCCUGCCUGCCCCGCCUCCCUCCUGGGUCUCUGCCCUGCGCGCGGUUGCUGUGGCAGCGCCGGACGCAGAUCGAGCCGAGGCUGCCGCGGCCUCCACCUCCGCCUCCAAAGGCCUCCCCAGACCCCAGGCUGCUGCUCAGCUAGCGUCUCCGCCAUGCCUCGGGGGAGGCGCGGCGGCCGGGUGAGCGCCCUGGAGGGCGGCCCGGAGGAGGAAGCGCCCCCGGCGGCGGCCGCGGUGCCCUCGGCGCUGUGGGCGUCCCAGCUGCAGCCGGAGGCGGCGGCCGGGCAGAUCCUGCUGCGUGGCAUCUUCGAGAUCGGGAGGAGCAGCUGUGAUGUGGUGCUGAGCGAGCGGGCCCUCAGGUGGCGGCCCAUCCAACCCGAGCGCCCCGCGGGUGACUCCAAGUAUGAUGUUCUAUGUAAAGAAGAAUUUAUUGAACUCAAGGACAUAUUCUCUGUCAAACUGAAACGACGUUAUUCUGUUAAACAGCAGGGAAGUGGUACCUUAUUAGGUAUCACACUCUUCAUAUGUUUGAAAAAGGAACAAAAUAAAUUAAAAGAUUCUACGCUUGAUCUUAUUAAUUUAAGUGAAGACCACUGUGAUGUGUGGUUUAAACAAUUCAAGAAAAUUUUGGCUGGUUUUGCAAAUAGACCAAAGUCAUUAAAAAUAAUUCUUAACCCCCAAAGCCACAAAAAAGAAGCUACCCAGGUCUAUUAUGAGAAGGUUGAACCACUGUUGAGGACGGCAGGAAUAAAGACUGACGUAACAAUAACAGAAUAUGAAGGACAUGCUCUGUCACUCCUAAAGGAAUGUGAACUCCAGGAAUUUGAUGGUGUUGUCUGUGUUGGUGGAGAUGGAUCGGCCAGUGAAAUCGCCCAUGCUUUGCUCCUUAGAGCCCAGAAGAAUGCUGGGAAAGAAACAGACCGCAUCCUCACCCCUGUCCGUGCAGAGCUCCCUCUGGGUUUAAUACCAGCAGGCUCUACCAACGUACUGGCACAUUCUCUUCAUGGAAUCCCUCAUGUGGUAACUGCAACUUUGCACAUUAUAAUGGGACACAUACAACCUGUCGAUGUCUGCACCUUCAGCACCACUGACAAGUUUCUUCGCUUUGGGUUCUCAGCCAUGUUUGGCUUUGGGGGAAGAACUUUGGCUCUGGCAGAAAAACAUCGAUGGAUGUCACCCAACCAACGAAGGGAUUUUGCUAUAAUUAAGGCACUGGCAAAACUUAAGCCUGAAGACUGUGAAAUAUCAUUUUUACCAUUUAUCAGCUCUCAGGAUUUACAAGAAAGGAAGGUGGAAGGAUCUCCCAAAUCUGUGAGUAAUGAUCAGUGGCAAACGAUCCAGGGUCAGAUCCUGAAUGUCAGCAUUAUGGCAAUUCCUUGCCUGUGUUCAGUGGCACCUAGAGGCUUGGCACCUAAUACCAGAUUAAAUAACGGAAGCAUGGCUCUUAUAAUUGCACGAAAUACUUCUCGGCCAGAAUUUAUAAAACACCUGAAAAGAUAUGCCAGUGUUAAGAAUCAGAUUACACCCAAGACUUAUCAAUCUUUAUGGAGGAAGCAUGGAAGAAAUGAAUGAUUCUGAAGUUAACUGUAAUUGUUUAUAAAAGGAAUGUACAAAAUAGAAUUUUAAUGGGAGGGAAUAUGGUCAUUCUUUAAACAUAUCCUAAUAGGAAACAAAAUUCUUAUUUUUUAAAGAAAUUUGCUAUUUUGUUACUAAAAAUUAGCUUCUAGAGCUUUAAAAAAUUAGGCAAUAUAACCAUUUAAAUUAUGGGUUUUGGAAAGCAUUGGAAUGGAAACUAUUUCAUAUACUUAAAACAUCUAAAUUCUUUUACUUUGGAGUUACUGAUUUUACAGGAUGAUUGUUUUAACUUUUCAGGAUUUGAGUCCAUCAGUCCUGACAUGAAAUUUCCUGUAGCCUGGUACACAUGGACUAGAGUUUAUGUAAGGAUGCCCUGAUGAGGUACUAAUCUAGAUUUCAAAUCUUUCCAACAUCUACAUUAUUUGCCAAAAAAGGAAAGAAAUUGUUAUGGUACCAAUUUUGUGACUAUUCCCUGAAAGUUAAAAACUGUUGAUUUUCUUUAAAGUGUUUUAAAAUUUGUAACACAGAUGUUUAUAGCAAAUUUUAAAUUACACAAAAUAUCACACGGUCUAGGAGAUGCAUUCUUUGUGCUUCUGAAAGUCCUGUUAUCCAACAAUUAUAACACAUUGGUUUCAAUGUACUCAGUAAUACUGAAAAUGCUAUCAUUUCAGAAAAGUGCCAAAUUUCAAUUGCCUCAGGGAUCAUCCUCCACCACUGAUCCCAGAGGUUCUCCUGAAAGACUUACUUUGUUUUUUAGGUAAUGAAAAAACAGAUCUUUUGCUUAUAUAAAGGGUACUUUUUAAAGCUUAAUUACUACCGGUAGACAGUGAGUUCAGGAGGUUUCCUGCUCUCAGCAUUCGAGGAGUGAAACCCAGUCACUUUCACAACCUUGUUCUGGGGUCAGCAAUUAUAUACUGAGGGCUUGUGAAGAGGUAACUUCUAGAAAUUUCAGCUGAGAGAGACAGCUGGUGGCAGGGCUUCCGCUAAGGAGAUAUUUUCCCUAAUAGCUAAAUUAGAGGGAAGUCUUACUACCUGAUCAACAGAUUUUCAAAAUUGCCUACAGCUUCCUUAUACAGAGGUUAUAAAGACAGAAUAAAUAAAUUCAGAUGAAAUUAUAAUCUGCAGCUAUCAGAAUCUAGGUCACAUGCAUGAAUAACUAUUACAAAAAAUGAUUGUAUCUGCAAAUGAAAAGGCAAUAUUUCACUCGUCACUAAAACCUCUAUGAUGGAAAUUUUGAUGGCACAUUUUAUUCACUGAAAACAAGCAAAAUCAGUAAAGUUAGAUUUCUAAAUUUUGUUUCUAUAGUUCCAUGCAGAAGAGAAUGCUCUUAUAGACCUGAUAAAAACACAUUUAAUACAUAGUUUUGAAGAGAAAGAGUAACAUCUAAACAAGGAGGUGUAUUUGCUUAAUUUGAUAGUCAAUAUUUUACUCAGUAUCUAAUUUAUAUGAAAUACUGGCCUCUAAUCAGGCUCUUUGUAGAGUUUUGGUUUUAAGAGUCAUUAGUGAGGUACAGUUUCCAUAUUUUACAUAUAUCAGUGUAUUAAUAUUUGAAAUAUCAGCUAAAGUGCAACAUUCACAAUGUUUCAGAAUAUAAAUUAGAAUUUUUAAGUAUUGUUUUCAUAAGCAAAAAAUUUUCACUGAAAAUGGAUUUUAGAAAUUUACUCCUGGGUACCCUUAAUAAAAAUGUGUUCUAAGAUGACUAGCAGAUUUAUACCUCUAUAAACAUAUAUUCUUUUAAAACAUUAUGUAUAUAUACAGAAAGAAAAAAAAACCCAAAGCUGUAUAAACAAUUAUUCAGAAGUCAUCUUAUUAAGCUCAAA
Messenger RNA from Neofelis nebulosa (Clouded leopard), 3728 nucleotides. It is a transcript of the gene CERKL, whose product is annotated as ceramide kinase like. The record is from RefSeq and is a predicted model, not a curated record. The transcript is spliced from 12 exons. NCBI's taxonomy places the organism in Eukaryota, Metazoa, Chordata, Mammalia, Carnivora, Felidae. Gene Ontology annotation, molecular function: kinase activity. Bases 487 to 1905 code for a protein of 472 amino acids.